CCUAACUUCAGUGAGAGCGCACUCAGUGAACGAACUACGUCCUAAACCUUUGUGGAUAUUUCACUAUUCAAUCAUGACUCUUGAGGAAAUUCACGGACAAGAGAACUCAGAAACAACCGACAGAAUGCAUGUCAUCGGUACUGCUUUGGAAGAGCUGCUCGUUUCGGCGAAGACACAAGACUGCUUGACAGUUGGGGUAUACGAAUCAGCAAAAGUCAUGAAUGUUGAUCCAGACAGUGUGGCGUUCUGCGUGCUAGCGACUGACGAGGAGUACAAAUGCGACAUUGCUCUCCAGAUCCACUUCACUCUCAUCCAGUCUUUUUGCUUUGACAACGACAUCAACAUCGUCAGGGUAAACGACAUCGAGAGCCUUGCCGGUAUUGUUGGCACUGACGAGUCAGAGGAACCCAAAGACGCUCACUGUAUUCUUGUAACGAGCCCCGAUGUGGACUCAUGGAAAGAUCCUGCUUUGGACAAACUUCGACUGUUCUGCGAAGAGAGCCGCGGUGUCUAUGACUGGGUGCCAACCAUCGUCCUCCCCGAGCGCUGAACAGGGUCACUUCUCAACGCUUUUGCAACAAAGAGAAGGAACCUAUUCAGGAUCACCGAGCGUGGAGUUAUCUCUCUGAAAGCGGAGGAUGCAAACUGCACCUGCAGAUUUCGGGGACUCUCUCUCUCUCUCUCUGAAAAGCCGAGCUGGCAGUGACAGAUGAAGAUGGACUGGAUGGGUGCAGGAAAGUUCUGUUAAAGUCGAUGAGGAGUUGACUGGGUCGAGAUGGACUUAUGUGGCGGAUACAGUACGUGUCUCUUACACCCUCCACACAUGCAGUCGUGGAUGGAUAAGAUGGAGAUGGAGAUGGAGAUGAAACGUCAAAACUGGAAUGUGAAUAGAUGGACCGUGAUAUGAACUGUCCUAAAGAAGGGAGACAAGGAAUUAACUGGACUGAUGCAUGAGUGAACCUAAAAUGGAAUGGUGGACUUUAUGUAAUGGGAAGUUUCUGAUCGAAACAAUGGCAUUAGCUUCCCCUGGCAAUGAAGAACGUUGUGUCUGGAUGGACACUGAGAAAUCAUUGUUAUGCUAAAUAAUGGAUUUUUUUUUACAGUAAAAAAAAAAAAAUGCCAUGACAUUGUAAAACGACUUGCAAACAUGAAUAAAUAUUUUAAAAGUUUAUUCAUUA
Clupea harengus (Atlantic herring) is the source of this 1178-nucleotide messenger RNA. RefSeq names its product growth arrest and DNA damage inducible gamma a (gene gadd45ga). The record is from RefSeq and is a predicted model, not a curated record. Gene Ontology annotation, cellular component: nucleus; cytoplasm. Gene Ontology annotation, biological process: regulation of cell cycle. Lineage: Eukaryota; Metazoa; Chordata; Actinopteri; Clupeiformes; Clupeidae.